UAAUUUUAUUAGUUUUUUUUUUUUUAACGAGACAGCAAGUGUGGUGCCCCUGCUUUGGCACCAGGUGGCGCUGUCGCCCCAUCGUCCUCGACUUUUUUUUUCCGGCAGGGUCUCGGCGCGGUCGCUCCUUGCCCUGCUAAGCAGACACGUUUCACGGGGGCUCCAUCAAUAACGCCCUACUGGGGUGAUCAAGCCAAAUGUAUGACUGGCCAACACAAUCACGUGCUGCUGUUUAAGCAUCCCAUAUUUGGGCAACGCACGUAGAAUAAAGGGAAAAAGGCAGAAUUUCCCCCCACCUAUAAAUCGUGCUCGUUUGAUUUUUUGGGGGGAUUAAAGCCCCCGACCUUCACAAAGGGCCACAAAUCAAACACAUAAAAAAUCUAUCUAUCUAUAUAUGAUCAAAAAAAACUAUAACAUUAAUAUAAUACAAUUAAAAUAAACGCUCUAUAUUUUUUUUGUAGCAGUAGCAUUAUACAAAUAUAAUUCUGUACAGCUGAAGAUGAGCGCGUACCUAACAAAUUCAUUUUACAAGCAAGCAGCUCAGGAGCCGUCCGCCUAUUCCAUGCAAAGUUACGGAAACUAUGGCUGUGCCACUGAACUCGGUGCCUCCAGGUACUGCUACGGUGGGCUCGAUCUCACCCUCCCUUUCCCUGCCUCUGCUCCUGCAAACUCUUACUGCCGCGGGGAUAUGGACUCGACUCUGGGAGGCUGCGACCCCGGGGACCGGGCUUCACCCUGCACAGAGACCGCCGCGUCCUCCACACUCGCUCCGGGCUCGGACGGGCUCAGGAUUUACUCUAAAGCGGAGGGGCAGACCUGCGUUAAAAGCAGCGACGGCGGCGGCACCGGUGAAAUCAAAGUAGAGGCGAAACAGCCCGUACAGCAGCGAAGACAACAACACCAGCACAAAGUCGACGACAGCCCGCUGCCCCAGAUAUACCCCUGGAUGACCAAGCUUCAUAUGAGACACGAAUCGGACGGCAAGCGCUCCAGGACAAGUUACACCCGGUACCAAACCCUGGAGCUGGAGAAAGAGUUCCAUUUCAACCGGUACCUGACCCGCCGCAGACGCAUCGAGAUCGCCAACAGCCUGUGUCUCAACGAGAGGCAGAUCAAAAUCUGGUUCCAGAACCGGCGGAUGAAAUGGAAGAAGGAUUCCAAACUCAAAACCAAAGAGUCCGUUUGAACAAAACAGAAUUGGGUUUUCAAUCCCAUAUAUGUAAUUUAUUUUUUUUUUAAAGAGAGAACUCCCUCCUUUAUUAUUAUUAUUAUUAUUAUUAUUAUUAUUAUUAUUAUUAUUACUUUUGCAAAGCUUUUGCAUUCAUUUUAGCAUUGCAGAAAUGAUGUGUUCAGGGGCUGAAGGAUGAAACGAGGCACUUGUAAAGUUAGCUCUAUACACAAUUAUAAAGACAUAAAGGUUUGGCUGAAAAACAAAAAACACCAUUUUGGCUUUCACCCCAUGCAAUGUAUAUUGACUUGUUUAAAUUAUGUUUUAGAAAGGAUACAACAACUCCAAAAAAAACUAUCAACUUUAACCUGCAUUUGAAUACCUUACCCCCCACGUUUUAAUCCUCGCCUUGAAGCGAUCUACACUUUUACAAGAUAAUGAAGAUUUGUGCAAAAAAUGAAUAUUGGGCUGAUGUUGUUGUAGGCGUAGUUACCCCCUGCGCUUUCCAAAUCUCUGUUACCAAGAAGGCCAUUUCCAUUGUUAUGGUUUCACUCAAACAUUCUUCUACACAUGUAUCAGAGCACCCCAUUGCUUCUGUGUCAGAGCACCCCAUUGCUUCUGUGUCAGAACACCCCAUUGCUUCUGUGUCAGAGCACCCCAUUGCUUCUGUGUCAGAGCACCCCAUUGCUUCUGUGUCAGAGCACCCCAUUGCUUCUGUGUCAGAGCACCCCGUUGCUUCUGUAUCAGAACACUCCAUUGCUUAUGUAUCAGAGCACCCCAUUGCUUCUGUGUCAGAGCACCCCAUUGCUUCUGUGUCAGAGCACCCCAUUGCUUCUGUGUCAGAACACCCCGUUGCUUCUGUGUCAGAGCACCCCGUUGCUUCUGUGUCAGAGCACCCCGUUGCUUCUGCGUCAGAGCACCCCAUUACUUCUGCGUCGGAGCACCCCAUUGCUUCUGCGUCAGAUUACCCCAUUGCUUUUGUAUCAGAGCACCCCAUUGCUUCUGUGGUUUUGAUUUGCUGUGUGUAUGAAAUCAAACCACUGGAACUAAAAAUUAUGGAAAAUUCUCAAAAUAAGCAAAUAAGCGAUUGCCUCAUUUAAUUGAUGACCUUUAUAGCUCACACAUGCACUCCAUUUAAAACAGUAAAGAGAAAAGGAACACAGAGCCACACGUGGUAAAAACGCAGGAGACGUUUUAGAAGUUGUUUAAGAUGCCUGAUUAAAGCACAAAGCGGUCUGACAUUUUCACACACACGAGUGCCUAUUGUUUCUAUAUCACUGAUUACUGACCGGUAAUUGAAAUUCUCACAGCCAGAGGUUUUCAUGCAGGGAGGCAUAUAAAGGAUAUCAAUGACGCAUCUUGAGGUGUUCUGAUACAUUUGCACAUG
Acipenser ruthenus (sterlet) is the source of this 2555-nucleotide messenger RNA. RefSeq names its product homeobox protein Hox-C5-like. Gene Ontology annotation, biological process: regulation of transcription by RNA polymerase II; embryonic skeletal system morphogenesis; anterior/posterior pattern specification. The record is from RefSeq and is a predicted model, not a curated record. Bases 500 to 1186 code for a protein of 228 amino acids. Gene Ontology annotation, cellular component: nucleus. Gene Ontology annotation, molecular function: DNA-binding transcription factor activity, RNA polymerase II-specific; RNA polymerase II cis-regulatory region sequence-specific DNA binding. The transcript has 2 exons. NCBI's taxonomy places the organism in Eukaryota, Metazoa, Chordata, Actinopteri, Acipenseriformes, Acipenseridae.